This is a messenger RNA of Podarcis lilfordi (Lilford's wall lizard), 1428 nucleotides long. The record is from the annotation of a GenBank genome assembly. NCBI's taxonomy places the organism in Eukaryota, Metazoa, Chordata, Lepidosauria, Squamata, Lacertidae.
AUGCUUUUAUCUCUUACCCACCUGAGUCACCUCUCAGUACUGACGCCUUUCACGCGAGCAUGGCAUGCUUGUGCGCUUGCGCCCCCGCCUGAGGAAAACAUAGAGGCUUCCGCAGCUACCCUUAAAACCCUGGAAUCCCGUGCCGUUGCUAUGGGCAACCGUCACUUCCGCCCAGGUGAAGACCGGCAACCACAAACCCCAAGCCUGGAAAGCCCCGGAAGCUCAGCCGCCGGGGACAGUCUUGCCGCAGCUAUGUUUAUGCCUUCUCCCUCAUAUCCGCUUCCGUGUCGCGGGGGCGCCGCGCACCCAGUCAGAUUGCUCCCUCGCUUCCUUCGCCCCGCCCCUGCCGCUGUAAUUGGUCUUGCUUUGUCUCCCGCUCGUUUUCUUUUCUCCUCGGUCGGCUUACUCUCUUCUUGAUUUUGGAGGGGCUAGGGAUCCUCGCUGCUCCUCAGCAGGUCCCAUCGGCGCAGGAUAUAAGUGUGUGCAGCGGGUCUGCUCAGCAUAAGGUGGACGUGGGGGACGGGGCGGGUGGAGUGGUUACAGGCGCCUCACACACCCCCUUCCCAAAUAGGGCGCAGAGAACGGCGGUGGGGACCUAAGUGGUGGUUUUGCAUCGUAUGUGUAAAGUAUAUGGAACACCUCCCUACACGGGUAUCGCCACACAGUGUGUGCGUGUGUGUUGUAUGUACGUCAGUAAAUACAGUAUAUGAAUGUAUUCGUAGGAAUUUUUGUUCCGUGUGCUGUCGGCGGCCUUACAGUAGUUCAACUCAAUACAACAUAGAAUCACAUAAAUACUACUAAAUAUAGCGAUCCUAAUUUAUAAACUUUAUGUGUGUUAGUUUAUAUGUUUAAGUGUAUACAUCUGAAAUAUUACGUAUUUUGUGUGAUGUCUGUAUAAUGUGAAGGUAUGAAUUGCUACUGAGUAAAUGCAGCAAAAGCAGCAGAAACUUGAGUGUAAGUGUGCGUGUGAUAUAUUUAUAGAGAGCGCAUGCAAAACUGUUAGUAAUUGUCAUCAGUGUAUGAUUUUAGUGAUUAACAGAAUCUUACCAGGAUCCAGAGCUGUGUGAAUAUUUUAAAAUGUCUCUUUAUAUUUAUAUAUGCAUCACACAAAAAUGUAUGUUUAUUUAUGUGUGUAUGGUUAGAUAGAUAAAUGGAUAUAGGACCACCACAGAAAUGCAGGAAAACAGCAUCAAGUAUAGGCUAAAGAAUUUAAUUGUGUUAAAGGUGCUUCAAGAUGUUCUUUGGUUUAUGCUGCAACAGAGCAGCACAGCUGCCUACUGGAAGUUGAGUAAAUGCCAGUUUUGUCCAAGCUGACCUUUGAACUUGUGUGGGAUGUAGGGACAGCACUUGUCAGCUUGAGAAUGCAUAUGAGACAUUGACUUUGGUGUGUUUCAGCUCACAAAAGUUUUGUUUUAUUCUUAGAUCUGA